Aspergillus affinis is the source of this 1053-nucleotide messenger RNA. RefSeq names its product 4'-phosphopantetheinyl transferase family protein. Gene Ontology annotation, cellular component: cytosol. NCBI's taxonomy places the organism in Eukaryota, Fungi, Ascomycota, Eurotiomycetes, Eurotiales, Aspergillaceae. The record is from RefSeq and is a predicted model, not a curated record. The transcript has a single exon. The coding region runs from base 1 to 1053 and encodes 350 amino acids. Gene Ontology annotation, molecular function: magnesium ion binding; holo-[acyl-carrier-protein] synthase activity.
AUGGCGACAGCACAACAUGAAGCCAAUCAUCCCCUUAUUAGAUGGUACAUUGACACUCGGCCCCUCACAUCCACCAUCUCGACUCUCCCCCUCCUAGAGACCCUACAACCCGACGACCAGGAGACCGUCAAACGCUUCUACCACCUCCGCGACAGACACAUGUCACUAGCCUCCUACCUACUCAAGUACCUCUUCAUCCACCGCGCAUGCCGCAUUCCCUGGUCAAAAGUGAAGGUCAGCCGCACCCCGGCACCACACAAGCGACCCUGCUUCAUCCCGGACGUCGACACCACCGCAAACACCAGCAAACCCAUCCCCGCCGUUGAAUUCAACGUCAGCCAUCAAGCCUCCCUCGUCGCGCUCGCAGGGACAACUAUCCCCACAAUCACUUCUACAACCCCCGCCCCAGCCCUUGCCGCCAUCACCCCCUCCCCCUCCACGCAAUCCCACCCGGGAAAAAACACCCCCGAAGUAGGCAUCGACAUCACCUGCGUCAACGAACGACGGAACACGCGCUCGCAACCCCCACCAACCAGCAUCCCCGAAUUCAUCUCCUUUGUCGACAUCUUCAGCGAAGUGUUCUCCGCGUGCGAAAUUUCCACCAUCAAAUCCCUGCACGGCAUCCCGGCACACCAGAACACGACGGACGCGCAACGCGUGGCCUACGGCUACCGUCUGUUCUACACGUACUGGGCGCUCAAGGAGGCGUAUAUCAAAAUGACCGGGGAGGCGCUGCUGGCGCCAUGGUUGAGGUUGUUGGAGUUUACUGAUGUUAGGGUCUUGGAUCCCGCUGCGGCCACGGGUGGGGAGGGGGAAUGUUGGAAUGGUCCGUAUACCGGUGUGCAGACGUGGUUGGAUGGGAAGAAGGUGGAGGGCGUGAGAAUCGAGGUGCUUGCUUUCCAGGAGGAUUAUUUGAUUGCGACGGCAGCGAGGGGCGCUGGGGUUGGUGCUGCUGGUGAAAAUGGGGAGGAGAGGUGGUUGACGAUGCAGGAUAUUGAGAUUGAGCGGGAUGUGAGGGAUUGUGCGUUGGGGAGGUGUAGAUGUUUGGAGUAG